GGCAGCGAGUGAGCUCUGAAAACUUCCUGUCCCAGGAUGCCUAGGGCUUCCCAAGCCGCUUUGCGAAGGCACGGCGGGGAAGGUGUGAAUGUCAGCAGAAAGGCGUGUUGUGGAUUGCGACGCUUUUGUCCCUAUCGUGAACAGUUUUCUAGGAACAUGAUGUGUACUCUUCUGCGAGCUAUGCACUAUGCGGAGAAGAUGCACGGGUCCGCGGGAAAGAGAUUUUUAUCAUACUUAGUGCUCAACAAAGCUUGUUUGAAAACUGGGUCCCGUUUGAGAUGCGGGCUGCGAGAGCAGAAAAAAAUGGUGCAACCUAAACCAGUAUUUGGAGUCGUCCAGAAAACCAUCGGGACUCAGACACGGAAUCCCCAGAAAGCAAAAGAGGACAGCAGCAAGCAAGUGUCUGUGCGCAGAGGUCAAAGUGGAGAAACCACCAUCUCCACAUCUCAGAAAGUGAAAGAAGCUGGAAGAGAUUUCACCUACCUCAUAGUGGUGCUCUUGGGAAUCAGCGUGACAGGUGGCUUGUUAUACACGAUUUUCAAAGAACUUUUCUCUUCAUUCAGUCCUAAUAUUAUAUAUGGGAAAGCCUUUGAGAAAUGCAGAAUACAUCCUGAGGUGAUCAGUGUCUUCGGUGAACCCGUCAAAGGCUAUGGGGAGAUGACAAGACGAGGUCGGAGGCAGCACGUCAGUUUUAUCGAGUAUGUAAAAGAUGGGCUGAAACACAUGCGAGUGAAAUUCUACAUUGAGGGCUCCAACCCUGGAAAGCAAGGAACGGUGCACGUGGAAGUGAAGGAGAACCAGGAAAGUGGAAAGUACGAGUUCCGGUAUAUAUUUGUGGAAGUAGACUCCUAUCCUACAAGAACUAUUGUCAUAGAAGAUAACCGAUUCCAAGAGAGUUAAGAGGAUCAAGGCAGCUGCUCUCUCCUGAUGGCUGUGGAGGGGCACAGUCUCCGCUCUCUUCCAGUGUCUUCAGAACAAGGCAGGAAAGAACACCCUUGCAUAAUGCACACAUAAAGGAUAUUUGGUGUGUUUAGACAAACCAAAUUGGAAACUUUCCUUGUGAAAAAUCAUGAAAUGGAACAAAUUUUACAUGAUUAUGUCAAGUUGUCAAUUAGGACAAGUAUUUCAGCUCUGCUUUCAUGAUGAGAAUUUUUUGUUACUGAAAUUUUUACACUAUGUAAAUAAAAUACAUUUCAGUAUUUUAAGUU
This is a messenger RNA of Jaculus jaculus (lesser Egyptian jerboa), 1208 nucleotides long. RefSeq names its product translocase of inner mitochondrial membrane 21 (gene Timm21). Gene Ontology annotation, biological process: protein import into mitochondrial matrix. The transcript has 7 exons. Bases 37 to 900 code for a protein of 287 amino acids. The record is from RefSeq and is a predicted model, not a curated record. Lineage: Eukaryota; Metazoa; Chordata; Mammalia; Rodentia; Dipodidae. Gene Ontology annotation, cellular component: TIM23 mitochondrial import inner membrane translocase complex.